Messenger RNA from Kazachstania africana CBS 2517, 225 nucleotides. RefSeq lists its product as uncharacterized. The record is from RefSeq and is a predicted model, not a curated record. Lineage: Eukaryota; Fungi; Ascomycota; Saccharomycetes; Saccharomycetales; Saccharomycetaceae. Gene Ontology annotation, cellular component: endoplasmic reticulum membrane. The coding region runs from base 1 to 225 and encodes 74 amino acids. Gene Ontology annotation, molecular function: enzyme regulator activity. The transcript has a single exon.
AUGUGCAAAUUUAUUUUAUUAUCAGCUGCGGCAGUUUACUAUUUUACAUGGCUAUUAUCACAAAUGUUUAAUUUCGACAAUUCAUUUCUGUUCCCAAUCCCAAGCGAGUACGCCAUAUUUUUACCAAUUUUCCUACUGAUUAUAGCAUUUAUGCUAGUAGGCACAUUACUUGGGCUUCUCUUACUUGCUAAUUCUGAGGAUGACACAAAGGAGAAGGAAGAUUAA